This is a messenger RNA of Aphanomyces astaci, 1474 nucleotides long. RefSeq lists its product as hypothetical. Lineage: Eukaryota; Oomycota; Saprolegniomycetes; Saprolegniales; Verrucalvaceae. The coding region runs from base 6 to 1382 and encodes 458 amino acids. The record is from RefSeq and is a predicted model, not a curated record. The transcript has a single exon.
CCGCCAUGUCAACCAACAACAGCAUGGAGACAACGACAGCCGUGGUAGAGAUCCUUGACUCGCCCGUGGUGACGCCGCGCGUGCCUGGCAAGAAGACACAACAGAUGAAGCUACAUGUGGACAAAGAAUCGUUAGACGACGAGAUCGGUCGUCGCCAGAUUGAAAAGUCGCUGAAGAGGGCAGGGUGGAAGUACAUUGAAGGCAAGGCAUUCGGUGGGGCGUACUGCAAGCCGAGUGUCAAGCUCAUGAAGUCAACGGGCAAGCUAUCUGGUGUCCAUGGCGUUGAUUACUUUGACAGCCUCGAAACCUUCGAAGAUCAUGUGCGCAGUACCCCCGCGCUGAUGGACCUGGUGCGUCGCGACUUGGACAGCGGGCAUUUGAACGAUCCGCACCAAGAGCUACUCACCCCCGAACCACUCAAGCCCAAGAAGCGUCUCUCGUACUCGGGUAUCGCCAAGUCCAAACGGCAUUCCAUCGAGUCGGCACCCCUUUGUCGCGACCUCGACAACAUUCGGUUUGGCGAAAUCGACAACAUCCUCACAGGUCGCGGGUGGAAGUGCGUGGACGGACCGCUAGGCUUUGUCUACUGCAAGCCGCAUGUCAAGGUGAGCGGUCGCAAGACCAAGUUCACGGGCAAAGAGGGUCAAGACUUCUUUUACGGCCGCGACGACCUCGAGCAGUACGUGCGGUCUCACCCGCAUUUGCUCAAGUCGAUUCGCGACGAACUCUUGGCGCCUUCUUCCGACGACGAGUCGAAUUCCAGAUCUUCAACCUCCAACGUCACCACGCCCAUCCCCUCGACCCCCAAGGCCAGCACACCUUCUGCCAGCUCGACGAAAGCCAAGAAGGACGAGACGCCGAAGUCCACUGGUCACGUGGCCAAAGCCAAGAAGGCAACCGUCAAGGACAAGGCGUCGCCCGCGUUGUUGUUGCCGAAAAAAGCGCACCGCCGCAGCCUUGAAACCGACACGAUUGACAGGCGCGACAGUCACCACGACGCUGCAGCAGCACGUGAUGAUGGACAUGAGAAAAGUCUGCUGGCGUCGACAGCCACAAAAACCAGUGGCCCUGCCGCGACCAAGAAACGGACGUCCGCGGCAUCGUCGUUGGCUUCAAAUGGCGUCGGAGGGGCCAAUAAGAAACCUCGGCGCAGUAGUGCAUCCCCCCCCCAACCAUCUCGUGAAUGCCCUCCAUCGACUCUGCAUGUGACAUCAGAGGUGCUGGUGGAGGCUGAAGCUGCUGCUGCGCCGCCGUCCAGCCAGCAAGACGACAAAGCCGCCAGCAGCAGCAGUAGCAGCAAUGACCAAUAUGUGGAAAAUUCGCAUGCACAGCAGCCACAGGAACAGCCUUCGUCGUCGUCGUGGCGAUGCACAAUACAGUAAGGCGUUGGCAAAGUCAGUUUGCUCGAACACCGCGUGGGGGUGGUGGUCAUAGUAACACUCGUAAUCCAAUCGUACAUAUGGUGAUGAACCCA